Didymosphaeria variabile is the source of this 1053-nucleotide messenger RNA. RefSeq lists its product as uncharacterized. The record is from RefSeq and is a predicted model, not a curated record. Lineage: Eukaryota; Fungi; Ascomycota; Dothideomycetes; Pleosporales; Didymosphaeriaceae. The transcript has 2 exons. Gene Ontology annotation, molecular function: metallopeptidase activity. The coding region runs from base 1 to 1053 and encodes 350 amino acids.
AUGCCGACGAUGCUUACUCUAAAGACACUGCUCGCGCUCCCCGUCUUCCUCUCCUCAACAAUCAUCAGCUUCGCUCUCGCAGCACCGGGCGGCUCACCAAAAGGCUCAGACGAAUCGGACGGCUUCCUCGACGUCGACAAGAAGGAACCUUUCCUCAACUACGCCGCAUCAUUAACUGGUGGAGAAGGCUGCAGAGACAAAGACCUGAAAUGGAUCCACGACGGCUUCGAUGAAAUGAACAGACUGUUCAGCGCAGCACAAGACCCCGACUUCGAAAAGGAGUGCGAAAUUGAGUUCUUCGGCCGUCCAUUCCAAAUAAAAAAUUACACAGAUCUAAUAAGAGCGAAUUUGAGACGGGCGGGGCAGUAUGCGAAUCUGCAGGGGGAUGAUCUAAUUAAUCCGGAUAUACACGUGAGAUGCGACGAUCCGAAUAAUAUAUGCGACGAGGGGAACAAAAAAGACGGCAAGCACGCGGCAUAUAAUGUUGGGAAUGAACCGCACAUAAACUUCUGCCAGAGGUAUUUCAAGCUGGACCCGUUGGACGAACAGGUGAAGGAUGAAUCGAGCAAUGACCAGGCCAACAUGUACCUAAUCAACUACUAUAAUCGAGCUACGCUAUGGGCCCGGAUGGUUAUGCACAUCUCGAACGUUGGAGAAGCUGUAGUGAUGAAGCCUUCCCCAAACCUUCAACCUAACGCCACUCGAGAGUGGACUUUGGCCCCCACGACAGGCCCGAUGAAAACAUCUGUUAUAGCAGGAGUUAUGGACGACAAGCAAGGGCCAAUGAACAUCCGAGUCCUGAAAUUCGCGUACGGUGUGACGCGCGCCAAGCUCCUUGCCACUCUGUCCACACAGAACCCUUAUGAUGCAUUGAACAAUGCCGAGAACUACGCUUUGUAUGCGCUGGCGCGAUAUGUAAUCCAGACGAAGGGAUUCUUUCCAAACAUGCCGCUCGUGAACUUCGGCAAUGAUAUGGCCGUUUUAACGAACGAACAGAUCAUGGAUGGGGACAAGAAAAAGUUCGCCUGUUUCGAUAUGCCGGAUGUCGCGUAA